AGCCGCCAGCAAAGCCGGGCGAGGCGGCCCCGCGCUGGGGUGGCGCCUCCUGCCGGCCCGCAAGAGGCGCGUCCGGCGGCGGCUUCCCCUUCCCGUUCCUUUCCCGCGCGCCUCUGCGGCGCACCCCACCUCCGGCGGGGCCUGCCGGAGUCGCGGUUGGGAGCGGCCCGGAGGGCGCCGGGGAAGCGGAGGCGCCUCGCUCGGCCUCCACGCCGGCCAAGGGGAGCAGCCAUGGGCGCGGGGCCCACCGCAGAAUUUUCUAGAGUGUACAGGAAUGAUCAAAUAAUCAAAAUUACAAGGGAUCUGGGAGGACACCAGAGUUUUCAACGUAGUAAAAAGACACACACAUUUCACCUCCUGUGUUGGAACUGCUCCUCCUGACUGAGAACCAAAGUGAAGGAAAUAGGUCACUGGCAGCUCAGUGUCUCCUUUUGCAUUCCAUCCGCAAGGCAUCACUGUUGCGAUGAGGACUUCAGAAGAGCAAACAGCCACGACAGUUUUACAGCGUUUGCUGCAGGAACAGCUGCGAUAUGGGAACCCAAAUGACAGCCGCAACCUUCUUGCCUUGCACCAACAAGCCACGGGUAAUGCACCCCCUUUUGCCAGCAGCGGAAGCCCAGGAGUUCCAAAUGAAGGGUUGAGCCCCCAAGACCAUCAGGUUGGCACCCAUGUUGCCCGCCAAGAGCCUCAGGGCCAGGAGAUACAAAUGGACAAUAGCAUCAUGGAAAAGCAGCUCUCCACAAGACUCCAGAAUAGCGAAGAUCUCCCAACGUAUGAGGAAGCCAAAGUCCAGUCUCAGUAUUUUAGGGGCCAGCAGCAUGCCAGCGUUGGGGCUGCAUUUUAUGUGACAGGAGUCUCCAAUCAGAAGAUGAGGACAGAAGGGCGCCCUACAGUUCAGCGGGUGAGCCCUGGCAAAGUCCACCAGGAUGAAGGACUUAAGGACCUUAAGCAAGGACAUGUUCGCUCCCUGAGUGAGAGGCUGAUGCAGCUGUCAUUAGCCACCAGUGGCGUGAAGGCCCAUGCUCCUGUCACAAGUGUCCCACUGUCUCCGCUUUCCUCACAGCAAACGAAUGACUUGUACAAGAGCUCAGGGGCCAGUGAGUUCUAUAAAGGCUCUGUGCCAAGCCCUCCUCAGCCCAGUAUGAAAGGGAUGGAGCACAGGGGCCCCCCUCCAGAAUAUCCUUACAAAAAUAUGUCUACCCCACCUAUGAACUGUAAGCUGCAGGACCCCGGGCAUUUCUAUGGUGACCAUCGCAUGGCCCAGCAAUGCAGAUCUGAUGGGCCCAUGAUGAGGUACCAGCAUCCCCCAGAGUAUGGAUCAGUCAGGCAGAAUCCAGAUCUGCAGCUGCAUUUACAACAGAGACCUCCUCACCAUCACAGCCCAACAUCUUCAUUAACAUCUUUGGGAUCUUUGACAUUACUGCAGUCUCUGCCACCAUCUAGGCUGUCUCCUUCUCAGCAUCAUCCUCCACUUACUCCCAGCCAAGGAGAUCCAUUCUCUCUGCCACGGACCCAACAGCUGUUUCUAUCGAACCAAGUCCAUCAGGGAGAUUUUUACCGACUGUGUCAACCUGUUAUUGGACAACAACAUCAACAAGGGGAUUCAUACUCACCACUGCCAAGGCCUCAGCCAGCACCUUCUCCUUAUCAGCAGUUGGCUGUGGAUCCUUUUGCCAUUGUGUCCAGGGCCCAGCAGAUGGUGGAGAUCCUAUCAGAGGAAAAUAGGUCUCUACGGCAAGAGCUAGACGGAUGCUACGAGAAAGUAGCAAGGCUGCAAAAGCUGGAAACAGAAAUUCAGCAAGUUUCAGAGGCCUAUAAAAACCUGGAAAAGUCUUCCUCAAAGAGGGAAGCCUUGGAAAAGGCUAUGAGAAACAAGCUGGAAGGAGAAAUUCGCAGGCUCCAUGACUUCAACAGGGACCUCAGAGAACGCAUGGAGACAGCCAAUAAACAGCUGGCAGAAAAAGAGUUUGAGGGUUCUGAGGAUAACAGGAAAACUAUCUCCCAGCUCUUUGCACAAAACAAAGAAACCCAGAGGGAGAAAGAGAAGCUGGAGGCUGAACUGGCAGCUGCUCGCUCCACUAAUGAGGAUCAGCGGAGGCACAUUGAGAUUCGGGACCAAGCCCUGAACAGUGCUCAGGCCAAGGUGGUGAAACUGGAGGAAGAGGUAAAGAAGAAGCAUGUUUAUGUUGACAAGGUGGAGAAGAUGCAGCAGGCGUUGGCUCAGUUGCAGGCCGCCUGCGAAAAACGAGAGCAGUUGGAGCACCGACUCAGAACUAGGCUGGAGAGGGAGCUGGAAUCUCUCCGGAUGCAGCAGCGACAGGGCACGUCUCAGCCCGCCAACAUCUCAGAGUGCAAUGCCACCUCACUUAUGGAGCUCCUGCGGGAAAAGGAAGAGAGGAUUCUCGCUCUGGAAGCAGACAUGACUAAGUGGGAGCAGAAAUACCUAGAAGAAAGCGUGAUGCGUCAGUUUGCAUUGGAUGCAGCAGCUACUGUUGCUGCACAGAGGGACACCACCAUAAUCAGCCACUCUCCCAACGCCAGUUAUGACACUUCCCUGGAAGCUCGCAUUCAGAAGGAAGAGGAGGAGAUUUUGAUGGCAAACAGGAGGUGCCUUGACAUGGAGGGCAGAAUCAAGACUCUCCAUGCUCAGAUCAUUGAGAAGGAUGCCAUGAUCAAAGUCCUCCAGCAGCGCUCCCGGAAGGAGGCCGGCAAGACCGACCAGCUGUCCUCCAUGAGACCAGCCAAGUCCCUGAUGUCCAUCUCCAACACAGGGUCUGGCUUGCUUUCCCACUCAUCCACGCUGAGCAGCACCCCCAUCCUGGAAGAGAAGAAGGAGGACAAGAGCUGGAAAGGCAGCUUAGGUGUUCUGCUGGGAACAGAAGGCCGCUCAGAAUCCAUCCCGUCAACCCCCUCACCUGUUCUUCCCUCUACUCCGCUACUCUCUGCACAUUCAAAAACUGGCAGCCGAGAUUGCAGCACUCAGACAGAUCGCAGCAGCGAGCAGAACAAGAUCUCAGUUUCCGCUGCGACGCCUCCUGUGCAGGGGAGGCUGCCUGCUAUGAGUCUGUCCUACACUGCAGAGAAAGCAGAUGGCUCAGUUUUCCAUUCCAGCACUCUAGAAAGAAAAAACCCAGUUCAAAGUUUGGGGCAGGACCUCAAUGAUGCAGAAAUGGUGGAAUAUCUUAUCUGAAGAAAUGCAAAACUGGAGUGAAACAACAUGAAUCACACACCCACAGACUUUUUAAAAUUAGCAAAUAAUAGUACCUGAUUCAUAAACAAACGUACAGUUGCAUGCCACGGUAUAUACAUUCUCAAAAGUAUGGGCAGGUUAAGUUAUAAUUUGUUCCAAAAUGAUAAGAUAGAUUUGAUCUUUCUGAGAAAAUGAUUUUCCCCUACCGCCAUUUUAAACGAAAAUACUGGAUCUGGCAGCAUCUGGAUAAAAUCAAGGUCUUAAAUGCACUAUUUUUUAUGUCAGUAUUUUUUUUAAAAAACUUGUAUUUAAAAGAAGAAAAAUCACUGUUAGACGUUGAAGUCUACAUGCCCUUACAAAGCCUGUUUUCACCAGGUUUUUCAGUGGCCAUGCAAUAUCACGGUGCUGUCAUUUUUUGUCAUUUAAGUGUCUUGAAUAUUCAGAUAUUCCUGAGAAUCAUUAUAUGCAGCUCCAAGAGCUAUAAGGAAACUCUCCUCUCCUUACCCAUUUUCACUAAACAUUCCAGAACUGGGCAAAUGUUGUAUUUCCGCAAUGUGCACAUGCCCUUGCAUAUUUCCUCCUUUUCAGAAUUCUGUCCUCCUGUUAGAUACCUUGAGGUGAAAGGAAUUGGCCGUUUUCGUAUGUGUCAAAGGGCUGUUUUCCCUCUCAGUAACCCCUUUAGGGUUUAACUGAACAAGCAGCACGUCCUUGCUUUGCUUGUAGUUCUGUUCUCUGUAAUUCGACUGCCUUGACUGAGGUUACUUCUGCAAUUCUGUUUGUGGCCAUAAGUCAGGCCACAGCAGGGCCUUGGGGUUUUUUAGUAGCUGAAGUCUGAGUCCUUCGUGUGCAGUUUUCCAGACUUCCUAAAUGCCUUGUUAGACCGACAGCACCUCAUUCUAGGAGAGCAACUUUCCUCUUGGUGCUUGUAUAUCAACAUACAAAAACUGAGUGCCUUACUCAAGGUAAUAGUGACAUUGGGGUCAGUGUUUUAAGAAACAAAGAAACCCUCCAGGUUGCCAAUCUUGGAGUUUCCUGUAAUGCUCUUUAACUUCUGCACAGAUCAAUAGAAAACUUGUUUAUUUUGGAAAUAUCACAAAUACUUGGUAACUUUCAUUUUUCUAUCUCUGGGAGCUAGAAUAAAUUUUGCAGCACUGGGCCAAAAAAUUCUGCUGCGAAUAAGUUUCUUUGGUGCACAACAUUGAAAUCAACAACUGCUGAAGUGGUUCGCAAUGUUCUUUCCUGUUCAUUUUCUUUCAGUCUGUGUGUGUGUGUCUCUCUCUCUCAUAUGUAUAGCAAGUCAAAAAGUAUCCAGUUUUUGAUGUUCAGGAGCCACAGGUGGAACCCUGGAACAAAAUAUGAAGUGUUGAGCUUUUCAGCAUUUUGAGAUGAAUUCCCCCUUCUCUUUGCAUCUGUCCUGGAGCUUCUGAGAGGCAAAUGCAGGGUGAAGGGCCUCUCCGUUGUGGGGCAGCUUGAAUGGAAAAAUCUUAGAUGUAAAGCACCAGUUGCAUCCUGCAAGACCUGUUCUGUACAUAUAAGUUAUCAAAGUGUGCUAACAAAAGCAUUGUGAAGUUUUAUUUACCCCCACAAAGGACACAGAUGAGAUUCUCUAGGGUUUCAAGUUCUUUUCCUAAAUUGAAAUGCGGGGGGGGGGGGGGGGAGUUCUCAAGACGCUUUGUUUCCAUACACCUCCCACUUGCUGUGUUUAGUGUGAGUAUUGGAGGGUCCUGGAGCGCAGCAAUUAGGGCCUGUUAGGUAAACACUUUUCUGGAGCGAAUUCUGAAUUAAAAUAGGGUCACACACAACUGUUGGUACAUUUGUCUAGAAAGAAAUGCAGCUGCUUAUCAAACUGCACACUUUUCCUGUUUUGUAAAGCUGCUUUGUACUGGAAAUGAGACAUUGUAAAAUGAUGGCUGUCAUGCUUGAAUCAAGCUUUAGAUCAAGUGUUUAACUUGAGCUGAUGUACUAGAAGCAAAUCUGUAGAUGGUCUAGGGGAAACUUCCCUACGAGCCAAUGGGAUGAAGUUUAGGCUUACUUUCUUCUUAAACACUCCAGGUGUCUGUCUCCCCUGCAAUUUCAUUCCACCAGGGACAGCCCUGAGACUGAAGUGACUGCGUAGACAGGCAAACGUUGCAGUGUCCUGAACACAUUGAAUGUCUUUGCUUGGUGCCUCUAUAUAGUUCUUCCUUGUAUCUGUAUAGGAACUUGUGUUUUUAUGUCUAGAAUGUAAACCUCAUAAUUGUAACUGUGCUGUAUUUAUGAAGAGAAGACAUUUAUUUCUGCAAAGACGUUAAUUCCUAGGGCAGCGUUAGUCCUAUAUUUUUUUCAGUAACUGCUUGAGCAUUCUGAAGAAAUUGCUAAAGCAGUUUUUCUUCCCUUUCCCCGUGCAGGGCUAAAUCUACGACCCCUAACUGGCAUUUCCAGGCAUUUUUUUCUCAGAGAGCUCUUCCUUUAGUAGCAGCACAACAGCAAUUUAGCCUGGCACACGUUCCUGUGCCUGCAUUCCUAUACCAAAGAACUAUCUGCUGUGGAGUUUUCUGGCUAUUCAGAGAAAAAUCAUGGUCAUUCUCCCCUAACCACUGGGAAAGGAAAUGGGCAGCAGCGUGCCUCCUCUACGGUGUUAGUUUUGUGCAAGCCAGUGGGACCAGCUUUUAGGAGGGGGCCGGGUCCUCAUUUCUGUCCCUUGGUGAUCUUGGAAGUCCAUGUGUAGGUGUUCAGUUUUUCUUCUCCAUGGGCCAAAUAAUGCCCUCUAAGAUUUUGAGGUUAUGACCCGAAAGCUCCCUCCUGUUUCUUGGAGCGCCAUAGGUGCCAAUUGGCCUGCAGCUGUGGCUUCUCCUCUCCCAUUCUGGUCAUCCAGGCAUCCCAGUCACUUGCCGGAGCAAGCUGGAUUUGUAGUUUGUCCCACAGUAGGGGAAAGCUGGGGUUGAGGAAGGACUAGCAGCACUGGAGCAGGACCCCAUUCUUUAGCCUACCACUGGGCUGUCCUGCUGACCCAGUUCCCUCCUUAUCCCCCAGACUUUCAGUUCAGCUCUGGGGAAGCCAGAGAUUCCACCUCUCUGCUUUCUCUGCACUGGGCUGCUCUUCAGCUGUGCAUAUUGCUGCUUGUUGAAGCAUCCUUCAGAAGGUACAGAUUCAGACCCAACACUAUCCGCCCUGAAAUUAAAGCCAUCAGGAGGGCUUAUGUGUGAGCCUGUUACAUCCCGCCCAGUGAUAAGGCUGGGUUUGAGUGUGUGCUCCCUCCUUCCCCACGAAGGCAUCCUUGGACUGCAGGAUUCCAUUCUCCCCCUUCUUGUUUUCUGAAGGGACCUCCACUUAUGAAAAUGCAGAAUAGUAAAUGCCCACCUUCUCCUUUCUACAGUUGCGGGUCCAGGCCAGCCAGAAAACUCGGCUUAAGAGAGAAUGGAUAACAAAAAAUGCAUACAGAAGUGGGUUGAGUUCUUGGGAGCCCUGGCAGGCUGUAACACCCAGCUGUGAAGGGACACUUGAGGAGGUCACAAGGUCUGUUAGCCAGGCCGCAAGUAAUUAAAGAGGAGCCCUCGCGUUCACAAGUACGCACCAAGAGUCUUUGGGAGGCUUUUUCCUUUUCAUUUCUGGCAGGGACCAGAACACAGUUGCAUAUCUUGUGAUGACCAGUUGGAUAUCCAAUACUGUAAACAGCGUAUUGGAACCAUGACACUAUUUUUGGUGUAUGAAAGACCCCUUUUAGAUAUGUUCAGUUUCUUCAUAUAUAUGAAACAAUAACUCUAGCACCAGUUAGCAUUCUAUAAACUGUGUCCAGUAAGGCAGAGCUACAAAAUGAAGGGACCAAUAUAUACUGUUUACCUUUUAAAGCCCAAAAUACAAACGCCUAGUUUGAAACACAGACUUUCUAUUUAACAGCUUUUAGAAAUUGUAACAAUGUUGACUUUUUUCUAUAUAAAAGUGUAUUAAAACCAAAUCUAUGUGAAUUUA
Messenger RNA from Eublepharis macularius, 7138 nucleotides. RefSeq names its product angiomotin (gene AMOT). The coding region runs from base 464 to 3190 and encodes 908 amino acids. Lineage: Eukaryota; Metazoa; Chordata; Lepidosauria; Squamata; Eublepharidae. Gene Ontology annotation, biological process: actin cytoskeleton organization; angiogenesis; establishment of cell polarity involved in ameboidal cell migration. Gene Ontology annotation, molecular function: signaling receptor activity. The record is from RefSeq and is a predicted model, not a curated record. Gene Ontology annotation, cellular component: lamellipodium; cytoplasmic vesicle; plasma membrane. The transcript has 13 exons.